Molecule: messenger RNA, 879 nt
Organism: Podospora pseudocomata
Lineage: Eukaryota; Fungi; Ascomycota; Sordariomycetes; Sordariales; Podosporaceae
Exons: 3
Coding region: 1-879 (292 amino acids)
Source: RefSeq, a predicted model, not a curated record
AUGUCCUCCCGUUUACUCUCGGCCACGCGCCGCCAUACUUCCACCCUCCGCCUUGUCUCUACCCCUAGGUCUAGGCACUGUAUCCUAACACCACCGUCUCGUGCUGUCUCAACUACCACAGAUUCGGCCAGUGCUUCCGUUGCAGCCGAUAAACCGCCGUUUUUCCGUCGAACCGCCUCCGUCACCGGCCGCAUCCUCCUCUUCACCGCUCUCGGCUUCAUCAUGGCCGCUGCGCCCGCGUACGAGUCCGCUAGGACAAUCCUCUCGCCACCAGAUGAUGCUGCCAGCCUCACCAUGUACACUCCCGAAGACGACGAUGCCAAGGCCAAGGAAGACUACAUCAACUCACACCCCCUGGUCGCCUCCCUUCGCGCCGACCCUGAUAUGAUUGAGUCUCGCCCGCACAUGAAGAUACCCGAGACCUGGAGGAAGCACAACUUGACAGGCGGCACACUCAUGGGACCAGGGAAAGUGACAGUUCCGCCUUUUAGUUGGUCAGAACGAAGCGGCAAGAGUUAUGUUCAAAUAUCGCACGUGGGAACCGACUUGUGCGGCCAUGAAGGCAUCAUCCACGGCGGAUUCCUCGCCACGAUGUUGGACGAGGGCUUGGCGCGGUGCUCUUUUCCUGUGCUGCCUUUUAACGUGGGCAUGACAGCCAAGCUUGAGAUCAACUACAAGGCACCCGCCAUGGCCAAUCAGUAUCUGGUGCUCCGGGCGACGACAGUCAACGCAGAGGGGAGGAAAGCGUGGGUCGAGGGCCAUAUCGAGACUUUGCCUACCGAGGAGGGCCAGCAGCCAACAGUACUGGCCACGGCGAGCGCUCUUUUCAUUUCUCCUAGACAGGCAUCGACCAUGGCAAAGAUUUACCCAGUAACAUGA